UUAUGCCACCAUGGUCAUGGAAUAAGGAAUGACAGAGGCUCUGGUGUGCUUAUUGUAAGUGGAGAAACCUUAUGUUUGUGUAUGCAUGUGAUGAUAAGAACCUUAGAUUGUAAGCUCCUCGAAUGCAAUGUAAAAUAGGGCAGACUGACCAUUUGGAAACUCGGGCACUGCCCGAGGGCCCGGGGUCAGUAGGGGGCCCCAUGAGAUGCCCCUGGUACCUUUUUCAUAGGCUUUAUUUAGUUUGGGCAAGGACACAGGGGCCCCAUGAUCCCCUAUUGCCCGGGGGCCCCAUG
Molecule: messenger RNA, 293 nt
Organism: Staurois parvus
Lineage: Eukaryota; Metazoa; Chordata; Amphibia; Anura; Ranidae
Source: the annotation of a GenBank genome assembly